UAGGCUCGAAGAGUGAUAGCUCUGCAAUAGAAAAAAAUACCUCUUCUAUAGAUAGGUUCAAAGAACCACAGUGUGCACAAACUUUGUUUAAUAUAUCUAGAAGAAAAGCAGAUCUUGAAAAAUUAAUGAAAGAUACUAAAAGAUUAGCUCCUAUAUGCCCGUCUUUGCCUCA
Molecule: messenger RNA, 172 nt
Organism: Dentiscutata erythropus
Lineage: Eukaryota; Fungi; Glomeromycota; Glomeromycetes; Diversisporales; Gigasporaceae
Source: the annotation of a GenBank genome assembly